UUUUUUUGAGAAAAUUAGAAGAAGAUUAAGAAGAAAGAAAAAAAAAGAAAAAUCCUAUCCUAUAAAGGAUAUAGGAGUAAUCAUAAUCAUGGAUGUCAUUGACCCGAUGAGAGGUCGAGAGAGCCAAGCGCAGCGCAGGUGAGGAGGCGGAUGCUUCAAGCUUUCUCGGCUUGGUAGGUUGCUGUCACUCUGAGGCCCCGAGGCACUGCUAGCUGAAGCUGAAAGGUGAAAGGCGAACGAAGGAACCCUCUGUUCGGCGGCAGGAGGAGAACCACCGUUGAUCAGCAGCAGCCACAGCACCCAACCCGUCCCCAAGCAAGCUAGCAGCAACCAGGGCAGGCGACCGGGCAAGGGGGCAGGGCAGGCCGCGGCCGGCCACCCCGCCCGUCGCUGUCCGACCCGGCAUCAUCAGCAACUCGCCGAGUUGCAGGCCACAAGAGGGCUGCUCCAUCCAUGAGGCAACCAUGCUCGUGCUCAUCAACAGAUAUUUCAGGAGCAGGAACAGCAACAACAGCAGCAGCAACCCGGCGGGAGGUGGAGGCGGCGGCGACGAGAUGGCGCCGGCGGCAGCCUCGGCCUCGGCCUCAGCCUCCAACGUGCCUGCGGACCUUGACCACAUGUGCCUGCCGGGCUGCAUGCCCGUGGGCGGCGCCAAGCGGGCCGCCGCCUCGGCGGCGGCGGCGGCGGCGGCCACGGUCACCACCACCACCACGGCGAGGGCGUCGCGGCACAACUUCGUCAAGGCCGCGGCGUCGGGCCUGCUGGCCGGGGCGCACUUCACCAACCACGAGUCGCUGCCGCCGCUGCCGGACGCCUACGCCGAGUUCGCCGCGGCGUUCCCGCAGUACGCCCAGGGCGGCGCGCGCGCCGACGCCAUCCGGGGCGAGGAGUACCAGCACCUGGACCGCCACGUGUGCCUCGACUACACCGGCAUCAACCUCUUCUCGCACGCCCAGAUGAACUCCUCCCUGCCCUCCACCUCCUCCGCCGCGCCGCCUCCGCCGUCCUCGUCCGCCUCCGCGUGGCAGCCGCCCUUCUUCGACAUCGCGUACAAGUCCACGAGCCUGCGCACGCAGGUGCAGCAAUGCGGGGACGCCACCGUCGCGGCCAAGGCGGCGGGCGCGGGUAUCGGCGCCGCCGUCACCAGGCGCAUCAUGGCGUCGCUCAAGAUCCCCGACGACGAGUACGCCAUGGUGUGCACCGCCAACAGGACCACCGCGUUCCGCCUCCUCGCGGAGUCCUACUCGUUCCAGCCCGGGAAGCAGCUGCUCCCCGUGUACGACUACGACAGCGAGGCCGUGGCCGCCAUGGCCGACAGCGCGCGCCGCCGCGGCGCCGAGGUCACGUCCGCGAGCUUCGCCUGGCCGAGCAUGAGGAUCCACGGCACCGACCUCCGCAAGAGGCUGGCCAGGGGCCGUCGCUGCCGCGGCGGCGGCGGCGGAGGAGGACGCGGGCUCUUCGUCUUCCCGCUCGCCUCCCGCAUGACGGGCGCCCGGUACCCGUACCUGUGGAUGAGCGCGGCGCACGAGCAAGGGUGGCACGUCGCGCUGGACGCGUGCGCGCUCGGCACCAAGGACCUCGACACGUUCGGGCUCUCCCUCAUCCGCCCGGACUUCAUAGUCUGCAACUUCUUCAAGGUGUUCGGCGAGAACCCUUCCGGCUUCGCGGGGCUCUUCGUCAAGAAGUCCAGCCUCGCCGCGCUCGAGCGCUCCGUCAUCGCGCGCAGCAUCGGCAUCGUCAGCAUCGUGCCCGCCCGCCGCUGGUCGCUCCACGACGGCUACUCCACCGAGCUGGAGCACUCGCGGAGCUUCCCCAAGCUCGCCGCCGAACCGGCGGCCCUGGACGACGUCGACGUCGAGACCACCAGCUCCUUCUCCGGCCCGCUCAGCUCCACCGCCAUCACUCGCAGCAGGACCCUGCAGUCUGACGCGGCGGAGAACGGCGACGCCCAUGCCCCGGAGAUCCGCGAGGUCGACAGCAGCACGGCAGAGAACGGCGGCUUCGGCUUCUACUCGGAGGAACCCAGAGCAGAGAACGGACACGAAACAGAGGAGCAGCUGGCCGCCAAGGAGGAGGAGGAGGAGGAACACGGGAGCGUGAUGGAGGUGGAGUGCCGGGGACUGGACCACGCGGACGCGCUGGGGCUCAUCGCCAUCGGCAACCGGCUGCGCUGCAUCAGCAACUGGCUGGUGGUGGCCCUGCAGAAGCUGCGGCACCCGCACGCCGACAACGGCCACCAGCUGGUGAAGCUGUACGGCCCGCGCGUCAAGUUCGACCGGGGGCCCUCGCUGGCGUUCAACGUGUUCGACUGGAAAGGCGAGCGGGUGUCGCCGCUGCUGGUGCAGAAGCUCGCCGACCGCCACAGCAUCUCCCUCACCUGCGGCUUCCUGUGCAACAUCUGGUUCUCAGACAAGUACGAGGCCGAGAGGAGCGUUGUGCUGGAGCACAGGAUCGCCGGCGAUUCCGUUGCUGUGGGCGCCGGAGGGAAGAAGAGGAAGGACGCCGGUGGCGACGUGGGGAUCCUCGUGGUGAAUGCGUCGCUGGGGUUCCUGAGCAACUUUGAGGACGCGUACAGGCUGUGGGCGUUUGUGGCCAAGUUCCUGGACGCCGACUUCGUGGAGAAGGAGAGGUGGAGGUACACCGCGCUGAACCAGAAGACGGUCGAGGUGUAGACGACUCUAGGAGGAGGAGAGGAGAGGGCAGAUUGCAGCCGGUAGCUUCAGCUCAGCAUGGCAUAUUGGUACGGUUCAGUUCACUGUAAAAGCAGCAUUCUUUUGGGAUCAGCACGACCAUCCCUUCCGGUCAUUCUUUCAGUGUAAACUGUCAGGUGUAAAGUGUAAGCUUUGUUUCCCUAAUAAUGAUAUCAGGCCCUGUUUAGUUCGCAAAAAUUUUCAA
Sorghum bicolor (sorghum) is the source of this 2895-nucleotide messenger RNA. RefSeq lists its product as uncharacterized. The transcript has a single exon. The coding region runs from base 465 to 2672 and encodes 735 amino acids. The record is from RefSeq and is a predicted model, not a curated record. NCBI's taxonomy places the organism in Eukaryota, Viridiplantae, Streptophyta, Magnoliopsida, Poales, Poaceae.